GGGAGAAGAGAAAAUAGUGGAAAGAGAGGGCAGAGCAGACUGCAUUUCCAGGCUGCGAGAUAGGUGCAUUAGACGGAGAAUCUACUGAGAGAGUUCAAGAGAGAAAGGAGGGGGAUCAUGGAGGAGUCAGCAGUGAGGUCAAGGGAAGGACUCCUGCCUGACUGAACCUGCUGUGAACCUACGCACAACACGGAGGCACAGACGUGCACAGACACACUCACACCAGUGGAGUUAAAUGGUGGCUUAGUGCAGGGCCGCCCAAUUCUGGUUCUUCUAAUCCGCGACUGAUUCAGACCUGGUACGCAAGCCAAAAUGACCCGAGCGGACCAGCUGGACAUCCAGUGAUCCAGAUCCAGCUGAAAGAGACCGGACCGAUUCACACCUACAUAACGAGCUGUGAUUUGGAGAUGAAUGGGAAUGUAGGAGGUGGAGGACCUGUGAGUUCACCCAGCGACAUUAACUGCAACUCCAACAGCACCACCAUGGUAUCAGACCUAUCCUCCCCAGAGUCUCAGACCCAGUCCCAGCCCUUCACACCACGGGCAUCUCGUACUCCAAAGAAAGCUGCUACGUUUGGGAAGCGUUCUAACUCCAUGAGGAGGAACCCUAAAGCUGUAGUAGCUAAGCAGGGCUGGCUAUACAAACAGGCCAGCAGUGGAGUGAAACAGUGGAACAAGCGAUGGUUUGUCCUGACUGACCGAUGCCUGUUCUACUACAAAGACGAGAAGGAGGAAGGAGUGUUGGGAAGUCUUCCUCUGCUCAGCUUUCGGAUCGGAGAAGUGCAGGUGUUGGAUAACAUCAGCCGCAAGCACGCCUUUAAGGUUUGGUACGAGGAAGAGGAGGAAGGUGAGAUUAAGGGCACCGUUGUGUUCUGCCUGCAGGCUGAACACGCAGGAACACGCACCUACUACUUCAGCGCUGAGACUGCCGAGGAACAGGAGGAGUGGAUCGACGCUAUGAACGAGGCUGCACACGUCCAGAUACAGCCUGCGCAGAGGACCACCAACUCCGAGGCCACCACGCCCACAGCGGAACUCCAUGGUAACACCUUGGUAACCAAAGGACCUGAACCACACACCCAGACACACACACACAUCGAGGACAACGGCCAGACGACUGACCUCCUAGACCCAGAGCGCGGAUCACGAGAACCCGCACAUCACAAGGUCAACGGGGUCGCCAUGGAAACGCCCCCUCCCUCCACCAGCCACUCAGAAAAGGAGGGGAGGAUGGGGGGAGAGAGAGGGGAGAGGGGGGAGAGAGGAGUGCUUGGACCUGGGGGUGCACCCCAUCACCAGCCCAAUGGUUGGGGCCCCUACGGCCCCCCAAACCAUGGAAACGGACCACCCCAGGGUAACGGGCGGCCACCCCUGGUACCUCCAGAGGGAGGGAUGAGAGAGGGGAGGGAGGUGAGGGAUCAGCCUGAGAAUGUGGUGCUGAGACGGGGUUUCGUGCCACGGACAAACCCUGAGAGACAGGCCCAGAGGAAGAGCUCCAUGACUCAGCUACAGCAGUGGGUCAACCAGCGCAGAGUCAUAGCUGUACAGGAGGACUUGAACAGUCCAUCUCAUUACUACACAGUGAACCGUGGCGUACCAGCUGACUACUACAGCGUCUACAGUAGCGUGGGGGGCGGUCCGGGCUACGUGGAGGAGUACCCCAUCUACCCUCCAGGCGUACGUCCUGACAGCAUCUGCUCCGUGUCAGCCGUGGGCUACGACCGCGUGGGCCCCCCUCGCUGGACCAACGAUGAGAAGAGACGCUCACUGCGGGACGGGCCCCUCUACGGACCCCCGCUCCCCCGAGACCCAUACGGCCCCAAACCCAGCCCUGCAUAUUACGACCAGAUGGAUGCAGCCCAGACCGCCAUGAGGCGUCUGUCCAUCCAACCUAGGUCUAGGUCCGUUCCCAGGUCCCCCUCCUCGUCCAUGGGUGGUCCCUACUCUCCCAGCCCCCAUAGCUUUGCCUCGCCUAUCUGCUCACCCUCGGCCCGGUUUGACAGAGGACCAGGCAGGCUACGGGAGGAUGUGAUCUAUGCUGACCCCUCUGUGUAUGGACUGAGGAGAUCACUGAGCUCUCCCAAGUAUGAUUACCCUGGAGACAGGAGGUCGCUAAGCCAAGGAAUGUACCACUACAACUACCCUGCCUCCCCCUCUCUACACAGCAAAAUGGAGGACAUUUUAGACCUGCAGCUCCAGAGAAACCUGGAGUACCUCGAUCAACAGGUGCCUCCGUUCCAUGACCCAUACAGGGAGCUUCACCCCACACUGAAACUCAAUGAGAUUGAGACCAGCAAACUCUUGGGUCGUCUGUGUGAGCAGAACAGGUUUCUAAAGGACCAGGAGGCAGUUGUUCACAGGCUGAGAAUGGACAAGGACAGCCUAGAGGGAGCGCUGGUGGCCACACAUCAGGAGAUGGAGCUGUACCGGGGUCAGCCGUUGGUUGCAGACAAACUACAGCUGAAGAAGGAGACACUGCAGAACCAGCUCAUCAACAUCAGAGGAGAACUCUCCCAGGCAUCCAGCGCUCUGACCACCACACGGAUGGAGUUUGAAGCUCUGGAGGACGAGGUCAAUGCUAUCCAUGGGGACCUGUGGGAGCAGCUCAAUGCAGGCGGGCAGAGUGAGAUGGUCCAUAGACACAUUCAGAAGGAGUUCUGGAGAGUUCAGGAAGUGUGGGAGGGACUCCACAAGAGCAACCUUUCCAGAGGCACAGACACAGCCAAACACAGGGUGGCCAGUGGGGCAUCAGGUUCCUUUAGCACCAAUAGUCCUGCCAGUCCCCUGAGUUCAGUAAGCCUCACCAGUCCACUCAGCCCCUUCUCCCCAGUGCCCGGCUCCCAGGUUUCCCCCACCAAACAGCUGGGUCCGGAGCAAAAGUAUGGUUACCGACAGGAUGUGUCGCCGGGAGAACGGACCAAUAGCAACGAAGCUCAGGAGCUGGAUCAGGAUCGACAGGCCAACAUGAAUAAAGUGGGGAUUGUUCCUCCCAGAACUAAGUCUCCCAUGGAGGACCAGGGCCACUCCUACGACCAUGGAAUCACCCGACGCAACGGAAAGGUGCCCAAUGGAAUCUCCAGGGAGCGCCCGAAGAGUGCAGUGUUCCCUGCUGAGGUGAAGUCCAAGAUGAGCAUUGAGGAGCAGAACGAGCGUAUCCGUAGGAACCAGAGCAGCUCUGUCAGGGACAAGAGACGCAGCCUGAACCUGGGUAGCCAGGCAGGCAACAACUACAGAGUGGUGAAGCGGAGGCUAACAGCCCAUGAGGUGGACAUCAAGGACCUGGAGGCUGCAGUACGGGGCGGGGGUUUGCAGGAAUCACCCCGGGAGGAGAUUGCUCGCCUCAGACGGUUACAGAUGGAACCUGACUACUACGACCUGGACAUCAGCAAAGAGCUUUGUGCUCCAAACAAGGUUCUGAUCCCGGAGCGCUACCUGGAUGUGGAGCCCAACACUCCUCUCAGCCCAGAGGAGCAGAAGGAGAAACAGAAGAAAGUAGAGAGGAUCAAGACUCUCAUUGCCAAAUCAAAUCUCCAGAAUGUGGUUCCCCUAUUGGACGGUCCUACUGAGGGAGGCGGUCCUCAUCACCAUGGCAACCCAGAGCAGAAGAUCCAGGAGCAGGAGAAGAGGAUCGAGAUCUCCUGUGCUCUGGCCGCCGAGGCCUCGCGACGCUCCCGCCUGCUCUCCGCCCAGUGCGCCCCCAGCCCCCCGCCUCCCCGACCAACCUGGCCCCUCCCCCGUCCUGCACCGACUUCUCCGACUCCGUUCACAUCAUGAAGGUGUGAGUCUGUGAAGCUCAAGCUCUGGCUGCCGUCAAGUUUGACGGAGCGUCCUUCUGAGGAUCCACUGGAAUAUAAAGAAAAUGCCCAAAGAAACUGGUUAUAUUUACAAACUGGUUAAUCUCCCAGACCACCUGCCCGCCGGUGUAUAAACCCAAAUGACCUCCACAACAACACAACCGGAAACAUGAAGCUGUCACAGGAAGUUUGGGAAGUUGACCACCUGAGGACUUUUUCAAGGCAAACAGACUAUGAUGGAGGACCACACCUCCCAACAGAAGGGGGUCUAUAACGGCACCCUCCACUCUCUCUAUCAUUCACCACACUUACACAAUUCUUCUUAGUCUAGGCCUGGCAGAAAAUAGCUUCUCUAUAAGGGCAGGUAACGCAAACUAAACAAAUGCAAAUAAAACACAAUGCUGUAAUUGUUCACUAUUUUGGGGAUGAUGCGUUUGACACAGCAUUUGAUACUGCUAAGCUAGCCAGAAACCAGGGGGUGUAUACAGCACUCAAACAUGCUCUCCUCCAUGCUACACUGACAGUGGGACUGUUUCGACAGUUUUCUCCGUUACUCAGCUCAGGAAAGGUGUAUGCUAUAGAGAGAUUAGAAGGACCACAGAGACUAGAAGCCCAGGACAGUAGAGUUCUGUGACUGAACGGUUCAGGAGGGGACUUAUCGUACGUGAUGCACGGAUCUCUGUUAAGAUGAAGAGGGAUUAGGACUGCCGGAGCUGGACUUCAGGAAGAGGGACUGGGGAGUGAGAGCUUCUUAUUGGUGCAGAGAGCAGUAGAACCAAUCAGAGGUUGAUGUUACACUGUAACAGGAAAUGGUCACAGAGGAGGAGGCGGACAGAUGGUAGUUCAAGAGCCAUAAAGAGAGAUAUGAGCGGGAACAGUAACAUAACACAGGGUUUCCCACACUUGAUCCUGGGGCCCCCCUGGGUGGACGUUUUGGUUUUUGCCCUAGCACUACACAGCUGAUUCAGGAUCGAGUUUGGGGAAACCCUGACACAACAGGAAAUGGCCUCUUCAGAGCAAUGUAGUUUUGUCUCUGAUUGGCCCCCAGGUCAUUGUUUCAAACUCAGUUAAACAGGCCUUGACCUUCGACUUCCUGGCGUCGUCUGCAGAGGCCAUUAGUGGGAGAGCUGUACUGUAUGAAAGCACCCCCCUCCCCCCCUCCACUCAAUCCAGUGGUCGCAGAACAUUGGUGUACAGCAGUGUUUGCAUGAGUCUCCCUUCGAUUCCUUCCAACACCUCUUAUCCCAGGUGAGGAACACACCUAUUGAACACCUAACCCACUGUGACGCCUGCCUCCCAACCCUUUCUCCAGGCUAGGCUACACCCCCUCUGUCCCCGUUCCCGUCCUACACCCAGGGCUGGCUGGGACCUAUAUGCGUAUGUGUGUGACUGCCUGCAGGAAGACCUAUCCUGCCUCACUCUGAAACCACUGUUAGUUCUCUGGUAACUGUGUGUCUUGAUGUGAGUACAGCCCACACACCAUUGGCAUUAAAGCCAUUGGACUCCUCUUAGUUCUCUCACUGCUAUAAGACCUUACUUCAGUGGUACAGUAUGUCAAUAGAUACAUGUGUAGAUAAAAUCUCUCUAUAUCUACAUUUAUAUAUACAUACAGUACAGUAUAUAGUAUGUGGAAAGACGUCAGUAAAAGAAGUGACCUUAGAAUAAGUCUGCUAGUUGAAACACUUGUUUGUGUUAAGAUGGGCCAGCAACUUGCAUCACAGCCAACUUACAGUGUGUACAUAUCAGAAAGCUAAAUGCAUCCUACAUGUAUCAUAUCGCUAAUAUUAUACAGUGCUAUGUUGAAGACUGAACCUUUUUAGCAUAUAGAGGUCAUUUAUUCUGAUCAAUACGUUUUUACCUCUCAAAAUACAUCUAAUUAUUUUUCUAUGAAGCGUCACUUCUAACGUGAUCAACCACUUUGGGUGAGACAGAUAGAUAGACACAGAAAUAUAUAGACGUAUUGCUGUCCUGGUCAGGGUCGGAGGAACUCAUAUAUUAUACACAUAUAUGACAAGUCACUCCACAUUCUAAGUGGAGGAUGUAUCAUGGUGCAGUUAUGUGCAACAUACUCGUCCUCUUCCUGUCCUCUAAUAUAAGUUGCUGACCCAUCCUUUGCAUUUUGGCUGUCUCUUAAUAAGGAACAUUUGUUUGUCAGUCGAUCACUGUUUAGUGUCUCCAGAUUUAACCUGUGGCCUCUGAAAGAGCAGCCCUUUUUCAUUUCUGUCUUCAUUCCUCCCUCACAAUCCACCCAUCUCUCCUUCUCUGUCUUUUUCCCCCCAUUCCAUUCGUUUCUCCCCCUUUGUCAUAUUGGCUCCGAGGCAAUGCUGUGUCUGUAUUAGAAGAUAUCUUUCUUCAGACUCAAGCCACCGUGUUUGGAGGCAAGUUAAACAUUUGUGUACACAAAGCAGAUUAUUUUUAAAAAAAAGUCUGAAGAAAAUAGUUAUAUUUUUUUCUUGUUUGAGAAAGGGACAACUAAGGUCAGAAGAUGCAGUACAUAUUUUUUUAGACUCAUGGGUAUUUGAUGGCUAAAAUAAGGUUUCAGCCGACAGGUUACAUUUUUAGCAUGUAAUCAUGUAAUCAGGAAUGUUUUGCGUUUUUCACAAUAUUGGGGGAAAAUGAUUAUUGCUAAAAUAUUUUUUUUAUUUGCUUUUAAGAUUUGUCUGGUUUAAAGAUGAUUUUGAAAAUAUUGGUAUUUUUGGAACAAUUGGCCUCAUAUGUGUUGAGAAACACAAAACAGCCAAAUACGGGGUGUCCAAUAUUUGAUAGAAAAUGUAGCAUUUAUGGCUAAUAAUGAUGUGGAAAGAUUUAGCACAUUGGUCUAUGUACAUAUUUCCCAUUUCAACUACGUAUAUCUUAAUAAUAACAUCAACUGUUGCUAUUUUGGCGAAAAUACACAAAAUGCUUGAACUAUGCAAAUAAAAAAGUAAAAUAUCAUAUGCUUGCUUUAGGAAAACCUUCUUGCAAUAAAGUGAAUGUAUACAAGUAUAUACAGUAUGUGUUUCUCUUUAGAUGUUUUCGGAAUAUUCCGCCGUACUUUCUAAGAAAAAUUAUAAUCAUAAUCAUUGAUAUUAUUACCGUUAUUGUUUUGAUCAUGAUAUUGAUGUUGAGUAUCACUGCCAAAAUAAUUAUACUACUGAUCAUCAUACUUUCUGUCUGUUAUAUUAAUAGACCUUUACUGACAAUAUCAUAAGGACUCAUAUUAUAUCAUAUGGACUCUUAUAUUAUAUCAUAAGGACUCUUAUAUUAUAUCAUAUGGACUUUGUUAUAUUCUAUUCUAUGUGUAUGUCUGGAUAAAUAAACCUGAAGAUAUCAUGUAGACUUUGAAAACUGACUGGAUGUGUGGAAAACACAGUAUGAAAUCAACUGUCAUUUGACUUUCAGUAUUCCUCUGAAAAAAUGUAUUCUGUGUCGCGUACACAUUUGACUGAAAGAUGAUCACAAUGGAGACCCGAGUUCGGAGGUUAGAGGUCAAACCCAUCAUUGACAUGGUGAAAUUAUGGGGCUCGCAUGGAGAACACUUUCUGAACUGUGCUAUAUGGUCAACAAUACUGGACUUCAUAGGUAACUCAUUUACAACCUCCAAUAAAGUAUAUUUGAAUUAUUA
Messenger RNA from Salvelinus namaycush (lake trout), 7397 nucleotides. It is a transcript of the gene plekha6, whose product is annotated as pleckstrin homology domain containing, family A member 6. NCBI's taxonomy places the organism in Eukaryota, Metazoa, Chordata, Actinopteri, Salmoniformes, Salmonidae. The record is from RefSeq and is a predicted model, not a curated record. Bases 408 to 3773 code for a protein of 1121 amino acids. The transcript has 27 exons.